Cyphellophora attinorum is the source of this 1056-nucleotide messenger RNA. RefSeq lists its product as uncharacterized. The record is from RefSeq and is a predicted model, not a curated record. Lineage: Eukaryota; Fungi; Ascomycota; Eurotiomycetes; Chaetothyriales; Cyphellophoraceae. The coding region runs from base 1 to 1056 and encodes 351 amino acids. The transcript is spliced from 5 exons.
AUGCUACCACUUUGGCUUUCGCUUUCGCUCCUGCUCCCGGUUUGGGCGCAGAGCAACACAACGAACGCGACCUCGGCCACGCAGCUGCCGUUCAACAUCACAGAGGCAACUGUUGAAGGCGAUGCGAACUAUUUGGCCCCAACUUUUCCGUUACUGCCAUUCAAUAAGUAUUCCGGAAACCCAAUCCUGACUCCAAACCCAGCCAACAACUGGGAGUCCACGUAUCUGUACAAUCCGACCGCAAUUGUUCUGAAUGAGACCAUUUUCCUGCUCUACAGGGCGCAAAAUGAGUCGAAGACGUCAAGCAUCGGCCUGGCCUGGUCGACGGAUGGAGUGAACUUCACCCGACUCGCGGAGCCGAUCCUGUAUGCAACUGAGCCAUGGGAGCAGAUCGGUGGGACAGAAGAUCCUCGAAUCGUGCGCAUCAACAACACGUUCUACAUGACCUACACUGCAUUCGAUAACUCGAGCGCGCAAUUGUGCAUGGCAAGCUCGACGAAUCUGCUGAACUGGACAAAGACCCCGCCCCUCAUCGAUGUGCCUUCUCCUCGUCUCAAUCACUCCAAAAGCGGUGCCAUCGUUUCUGAACCUACCGCUGAUGGCUUAUAUCAUAUGUACUUCGGCGAUAGCUUCUUCUACCACGCGACAUCGCCGGAUCUGCGAAAUUGGACCGCUCUGCCACCCGACAACUAUUUUGCCGCACCGUUGAAUCCGUGGGAAAACCGGUUGAUCGAGCCUGGUCCGGCUCCAAUCAAGACCCGCGACGGCUAUCCGCAGAACCAGUAUUCUGUGGGGCAGAUGCUGAUCGAUCCAACGCUGUCAUUUUUGCCCAAUAUCACAGUUCCGGAUGGGACCUACCAACCUGCGCUCAGAAAUGGACCAGUGGCGAGGGUGCAGAACCCGCUGCUUGUGCCCGAGGCAAGCAACGAGCAGACUGGACAGGUCGAUCAGGUCGUAUUUGCUGAGGGUCUGGUGCAGUUCAAAGGCAAAUGGUAUCUGUACUUCGGCCAGGGGGACUCUGAGUUAGGUGUGGCGAUUGCUGAUGUUCAGCCGUAA